Messenger RNA from Paramacrobiotus metropolitanus, 4273 nucleotides. RefSeq lists its product as uncharacterized. The transcript has 5 exons. The record is from RefSeq and is a predicted model, not a curated record. The coding region runs from base 259 to 2331 and encodes 690 amino acids. NCBI's taxonomy places the organism in Eukaryota, Metazoa, Tardigrada, Eutardigrada, Parachela, Macrobiotidae. Gene Ontology annotation, molecular function: protein binding.
GUGCAGGCCACGUAAGUCGAGUAGGACAACAGUGAAAAGCUGCGUGUGCUAGUCGCGACUCGCUACUGAUUUUCUCUUCCAUCUCUGGAGUUUAGAGCCCUCUGCUUUCCGUUUUGCAUUUAACUUUUUAAAUUGAUUACUUGGAUCUGUGCAGUGUCUGUUGUGCAUAAAUUAGUGAUUUACCUUGCACGGUUUUCAAGUGGUGAUUUAUUGCCCCCUUCCGUUGUGCAAUUUGUGCCCCCUGGCGACAAGGAAACGAUGCCGUCGGACAUCAAGGAGCUCUUCGAAGGUUUGUACACCGACCAUCCUGAGUUGCAGGGCAAUGCUCAGUUGCUGAAGAUCUGGGAGAAUUGCUCCAUCCUGGUAGAAACGAGCGAAAAGCAGUCCGAUGUCAUCCGGACACUGAAAGAAGAGAACAGUCAGCUGAAAGUGGGUGAGGGUCCUGCAAAGAUCGAAGUUCGAAUCGGCGAUAAGGAAGUUGUGGUAGUUAAUAAAGAUACUCUAGUCGAGAAGUCGGGAUUCUUCGCCGAACGUCUAACUUCUCCAGAUGGCGGCCCUGCGAGCGUUGAUCUUCUCGUUGGUUUGCCCGAGAAUGUCCACCGUGACAUGCUGGCUUCACUGGUUAAAAGUCUGGGUAAUUCAGAUUUAAAACUGUCUUUCAAACGCGAUGACGCCAUCAGAAUGUGGAUCGCCGCCAAAUAUCUGCAAAUGGAAGAAGCCUUGAUUACAGCAGAGAAAAUUUUGCGGAAAAUUAUGAUACGGCAGGAGAACGUGUGGCGUCUGUGGCGUCUGGCUCGUCGCGAUAGACUCGUGGAUUUGGAAAGACUGGCAUUCCAAGGGAUUCUUCAAAAACUUCCGCGUCGCUCCGCGUUCGCCGAUUCUGAGACUUUUCUGAAGUGCAGUGCAGAGGAGGUUAUUGACCUGCUAACCGACAAUGGCUACUUUCCUCAAUCCGAAACAUCAGUUUAUCAGGCUGUUGUGCGCUGGUGCAUGGCUGCUCCCUUACGCAUGCCACACUUGGAUCAGCUGUUGAAAUCGUGCAUUGUGUGGGAUUCGGUAGACAUCGAUGCUCUGAGAGCGUGUACGACGGGAGAUUUACACGAAUUGUUAUCCCAAAUUUUGGCAGAUCGAAACUGCGGCCAGCUGCGCGGUGGAGUGUUGCCCAAGCGUGCCAUUCCGAAAGAAGCUAUCUUCUACCACAUGCGCGAAGGCUAUUCCCAUCAGUUGCUCAGAUACGAUUUCUACCGCAACGAACUGACCAAGAUGGACACCCUAGUGCAAAAUACACUGACGGAGCUGUCGCCCAAGAUCAGACCCGAUGGUUUCGCAGUGGCCGUUGGCCGGGAGCUUAUUGUCGGCACUAAAGGAAGUCUGCGAGAAGGGGAAAUAAUCGCGAUUGACUGUUUAACUGGCAGUUGGCGUACGUUGAUGAAAGAACCUGCUUUUAAUAACUGCAUCUCGGUGGUGGCGGUGGGCAACGAUGUCUUCGGUGCGACACACGAUCCCUUAACGUGGUACUAUUGUGAUUUUUCUGCCGGACAGUUCGGCCCUAUUACCCAGCUGGCCGAAGAUGUCUCGCAGCCGUUUCUCCGGGGCGGAGAUGCUGUGUACCAUCGCUAUUUUAUCCACUCGAUGGAGACUUGUCCUCUUCCGGAUGGAAAAAUUUGGUGUAUUACAUCUGGUUCCUUCGGUGAACAAAACUCUAAGCGUCAGGAGACUGUGGUGGAAAUGUACGAUGUUCGCAGCAACAAAUGGACGAAGCAUACCGGCUGGACAGAGAAAGUGAAGAACCCGUAUCGCUGUGGAGUUAUUAUCUUUAAAGGACAUUUAUACCUCAUUGGUGGAGCCGUACAAGGAGCAUAUCACGAAGAUGGCAGGAAUGUAGCGGUUAAUUCCUGCUACCGUAUUUCGUUAGCACGCGUCCAUUCUCGACCGGAGUCCAUUGGAAAGCUGAACGAUGCGCGUUAUGACCACUGCGUCUUCAUCAAGGACGGGAAGAUUUGGGUGUAUGGAGGCACGAUCCAAGAUAGUGCGAAUCGGAAAAAACCGGCUUUAUCUUUUGAGAAGUACGAUGAGGGCACGAACGAAUGGACACGGGAGAAAGUGCCGAUGUCAGAGGAACUGCAGGCGGAAUUGGUUGGCGGUGAUUACGCGCAGAAGACAGUCUGUCUGGCGCUGCAGACUCCUACAAUGGGCAGUGGAUUUGCUGAGUUCCACCACGAAUACGCAUGUGUCAUGCAAGAUCACACUUACCGCACAUCUGAAUACGUGAGACAGCGCAGUCUUUGCAAUGAUUAUGAGACCACUUGGCCUGUGAUUUGGGAUGAUUGAUGGCUAGUGAAUUUUCCGUGUGUUCCUUGCGUCAUCGGGUUGGCAGAUUAGUAUGUUAUCGGUUAAUUUUCUCUCUUUAAACAUUUCCACUGGCAUCUACUGUGUAGCCGUGAGUACGACGAUAUAUGGGUACAUUUGGCUGAUCGUAGAAUAUCUUUCGAGCCCACUAUGCGUAAGCGUGUCUUUUUGUGUCGUGUAUUUCCUGUUUAAAUUAUAUUUUCAGCUUAUGCAGUUCUUUACUUGUACCUUUUAUAUGUAUAGUAUUAGUUUGCUUGAAUGUUGGAUGUAGAACUGCGGUUUUAUGGAAUUGGUGUAAGGUUGCUCCUUCUGUACUCUCACCCUUGGGCGCAUAAUCGUACUAGUUAUCUUCAGAAUUUUCUGGAUUCCCAUGUUACCUAGAUAAAUAAAUACUCUUAUGGCGCAGUGUUUAUGCAAUCGCCCUCCGAAGGAAUACUACAUCGCGGUGACAUUCUCUUACGGAUUAACGACUACGACGCAAGCCGGCUGCCGCUGCAGGACGCUGAACAGCUCAUUAACAGUACCGUACUGUCUCUCAUGAUCAGGCUGGAGGUUGAAAGGUCAGCACAAAAUAUGUAUGCAAUUGCAUAACGUUUCGUUACGGCUACGGAGGUUUCGCCGAUGUUUUCAGAAAUUUUUUAUAUUUUGCCAAAUUAGAUUUAAAUAAGAUUCCACGGCUUCUGGUAAGAUGAAAAAUGAAAUUUCCGUCAUGGAGUACAUGAGUGGAUCCAGCUGCACUGUCCUGAGCCAUUCGACCUUUCAAAAAAUGCAUGAGUGGUGGCGAUGGGGAAUGAACUGUACGGUGCUUUACCAGUAAUUUAUUGCUCCAGUGUGCCCACCGGACAAUCCGUCGAGUAUUCCAGUUGCCCUGUUGCACUUGCUAGGGACCGCCAUUGAGAAGUUUGAUCCCGCCCGUGGUUUACCGUGGGACCAGCGACUGCCUGUGGAAGCGAUGCUCGGUAGAAGAGUGGCAGCGCAUGUUCAAUUGUUCGAUACUUCUGUAGUCGUUUUACGAUGCAGACCUAUCCCUUCCUCACGGUAAAAUCUGAUUCCUAUCAGCCAGCUUUUUUUGAAAAGCACGAUCAUCAUCCGGAGUGUUGGGUAGAGCAGUACGAUAUCAUCCGGAGCCUGACAAACCACGACAACCAAUGGACGAAGCAUGCCGGCUGGAAGGGUCAAAGCCAGUUCCAGCAUUGUUGCGGGACUAUAUUCUUCCGAAACUAUAUUCUUCCGACUAUAUUCUUCCUAUAUAUGCGGGACUAUUUUUACUUCACGGGUGGCUGUGUGUGUGCGCUUACCGAAUGUGAGCUGAACGGUUGGAAAGAAAGUGCGAAGGCGGUGACCGCUUGCUACCGUGUCUCGCUAAUUGUGAGCCACGUCCAGUCCCAACCGGAGCCCAUCACGGCCUUCGACGUCGCCCGAUAUAAUCACUGCAUUUUCCUAAAGAAUGACCAGAUCUGGUUGUACGGUGGGACGACCCGAGAUUAAUUACGUAAUUGUAGUCGCACUUAGCACAACAUUUGUCAGAUGCUAAACAGGUGGAAUUUCAAGAAUGGUGAAAUUCCGAGAAGUGCCAUUCCGCUUCGUGUGCGCACAUUAUCAGUUCGCAGAUCUAGCUCGUCCCAUAAUUUCGGUGAUAUAUCAGCGUGGAACCCGCUAAAUCUGCAAAAACAUCAUUAUAUUGGUUCACGCAAUAAGACUGCACCUUGUUCAAGCAAAUUUAUGUUUCCAGGGCGCAUAUGACACAUGGCUACUGACUAACAAGUACCAACUACAUGGCGAAGUCCCGUUAACCGGGUUGUCAGCUCUUGUUGUGAUGAAGAUACUAAACUGCAGUACCACUGUAUUCUGUGUAAUUUCAUUGUUGUCGGUGCUACGUAUACGCAGGUCAUGUGAGAAUUAUGAGAGCAUCAGUUUACUGCCG